UUUAUCUGUCAUGAGACAGGAAGAGCGAAACGGGGGUUGUUUCCAGAAGAUAGCGAUAAUAGCUAGACUUGCUGCACAACACGACGAUCUGCAGCCUUGUUGUACUUUUAUAACCAUGACAUCUACUCUUGAUGAUAGCGAAAAAGAAAAGGCACGCUCUGUGUCUGUGGACCUAAACAACGACGCCUCUCUACUCAUCGACAUUCCUGAUGCACUCUGUGAACGUGACAAAGUCAAGUUCACUGUCCACACCAAGACCACCCUGAGCUCCUUCCAGAAGCCAGACUUCUCUGUUCCUAGGCAACAUGAGGACUUUAUCUGGCUCCAUGACACGUUGGUUGAGACUGAGGACUACGCUGGGCUCAUCAUCCCUCCAGCCCCCCCAAAGCCAGACUUCGAGAGCCCAAGGGAGAAGAUGCAUAAACUGGGAGAGGGAGAAGCCACCAUGACCAAGGAGGAAUACACCAAGAUGAAGCAGGAGUUGGAGGCUGAGUACCUGGCUGUAUUUAAGAAGACUGUACAAGUCCACGAGGUAUUCCUGCAGCGACUAUCUUCUCACCCGAUCCUGAGCAAGGACAGAAACUUCCAGAUAUUCCUGGAGUAUGACCAGGAUCUGAGCGUACGAAGGAAGAACGCCAAGGAGACGUUUGGGAGUUUCUUUAAGAACAUGGUCAAGAGUGCUGACGAGGUCAUCAUCUCUGGGAUAAAGGAAGUAGAUGAUUUUUUUGAGCAGGAGAAGACCUUCCUGCUUGAUUAUUCGUCCAAGAUCAAAGACUCCACUGCCAGGGCAGAGAAGAUGACCCGCUCUCACAAAAAUGUUGCUGUGAUACAUUCCAUCUCUGCCACUUUGAACAGUCUCUCUGUCGAUGACAACACUGCACUUAAAAAGCACCUUGAGAAGUUUGCAGACCUGUUUGAGAAACUAAGGAAAGUGGAGGGCAGAGUGGCGUCAGACGAGGAGCUGAAGCUCACAGAGCUGCUCCGUUACUACAUGCUGGACAUCCAGGCAGCCAAGGACCUGUUGUACAGGCGGGCCCGGGCCCUGGCUGACUAUGAGAACAGUAACAAGGCCUUGGACAAGGCCCGGCUGAAGAGUAAAGACAUCACCCAGGCUGAGGAGCACCAACAACAGUGUCUGCAGAAGUUUGACAAGCUCUCCGAGUCUGGAAAAAGAGAGCUGACCAGUUUUAAGGGCAGGAGAGUGGUGGCUUUCCGUAAGAACCUAAUAGAGAUGGCUGAACUGGAGAUCAAACACGCCAAGAACAACAUGGCUCUGCUGCAGGGCUGCAUUGAGCUUCUCAAGAGCAACUGAACCACCUGUCUCCUACCUAUCCUCCCAGACCGCCAGACCACCACCCACUGACCAGCUAACCUGGGUGCCAGUCUGUUUAUUGCUGUCUUGCCAACUCCGUAUGGAACUGUCAUGCAGAACAGUGCCAAUGGCGUAGGCAAAAGCACAAAYGGAUCUGGAACCAGGCUACUGACCCAGCCUUUGAGAAGGGAACCUGGAUACCCCUUCCCACCACCCUCUACCCCCAGGGGACCUUGGGUCGUGUUCAUUAGGGCACAUAGUAGAAAAACAUCCAUUUGCAAAAGAAAAGGAGCCUUUCUUAUUGCACAGCAUUAGAUGGUCCCUCACCGUUUCACUCGGUUUCGGAGCAUUCUGUGCCUAUUAAACACGAUCCUGGGUACCUCCACCCCCAAAUGAUGCCGUUUCAGAAACCUGCACAAGUACCUGCAGCCGUCUGUUUGCAGUUUGUCUGUCUUUCUGUCUGUCUCAAGGUUUACAUGGUCCCUGCCCACGUGGCAACCCAUCUCGUUCUACUCUGCCCCAUGUCCCAUGGAACACUCACCUUUUGUGAUGCCAGCAUUCCGGAACAGGGAGAAUGUAGCCGCUUGCAUUGUCUUCUGAUAUUACUCUUUCAUCUGGGCGCCUUCGUAAAUUCACUCUGGCUAUCUACUCCGAUUUCAGAGCGCUCUCGUCUGAGUGUGCCAGAAUGCAGAAUAACUGA
Salvelinus sp. IW2-2015 is the source of this 2012-nucleotide messenger RNA. RefSeq names its product sorting nexin-5. The record is from RefSeq and is a predicted model, not a curated record. Gene Ontology annotation, molecular function: dynactin binding; phosphatidylinositol binding. Lineage: Eukaryota; Metazoa; Chordata; Actinopteri; Salmoniformes; Salmonidae. Gene Ontology annotation, biological process: pinocytosis; retrograde transport, endosome to Golgi. Gene Ontology annotation, cellular component: endosome.